Messenger RNA from Pan troglodytes (chimpanzee), 539 nucleotides. RefSeq names its product small ribosomal subunit protein uS8-like. Gene Ontology annotation, molecular function: structural constituent of ribosome. The record is from RefSeq and is a predicted model, not a curated record. NCBI's taxonomy places the organism in Eukaryota, Metazoa, Chordata, Mammalia, Primates, Hominidae. Gene Ontology annotation, cellular component: ribosome. The transcript is spliced from 2 exons. The coding region runs from base 34 to 441 and encodes 135 amino acids. Gene Ontology annotation, biological process: translation.
GCUGGCUCUUUCCAUACCACCACAGUGGUGCACAUGAAUGUCCUGGCUGAUGCUCUCAAGAGCAUCAACAAAGCUGAAAAGCAAGGUAAAUGCCAGGUUCUUAUUAGGCAGAGCUCCAAAGUAACUGUCCCCAUCGCACCCAGCCCCAUCGUCCAGUUUCUAACUAUAAUGAUGAAGCAUGGUUACACUGGCAAAUCUGAAAUCACUGAUGAUCAUAGAGCUGGGAAAACUGUUGUGAACCUCACAGGCAGGCUAAACAAGUAUGGAAUAAUCAGCCUCAGAUUUGAUGUGCAACUCAAAGAUCUAGAAAAAUGGCAGAAUAACCUGCUCCCAUCCCACCAGUUUGGUUUCACUGUAUUGACAACCUCGGCUGGCAUCAUAGACCACGAAGAAGCAAGACGAAAACACAUAGGAAGAAAAAUCCUGGGAUUCUUUUUAUAACGAUGUAAUACGUAUUUACAAAUAUAUUGCCUCCAUGGAAAAAAAAUUAUGCUGGGAGUAUGUGCAAGGUUGUUUCUGGAUGAGAUUAACAUUUAAAU